Molecule: messenger RNA, 6422 nt
Organism: Paramuricea clavata
Lineage: Eukaryota; Metazoa; Cnidaria; Anthozoa; Malacalcyonacea; Plexauridae
Source: the annotation of a GenBank genome assembly
AUGGUAAUCGAAUUUAUUGACUCUGAAAAUCCAUCAUUAACAUUAUUAAUGUCCAAGUGCACAAUACGGGAUAAAUGGUUGACAGAGUUUGAAAAGGUAAAACAGCCUGGGACUGUAAAGUCGUAUUUAGGAACGCUCAACCAAUUUUAUUUAUUCAUACAAGUCGAAUGCGCCGACAAGUUUGAGGCUCUUAAUGUAUCCCAACCUGAUUUGAUUAGUCUCGCUAACCAAGUAAAGCUUUGGGUGAGAUCAUAUCGUAAAUUGAGCCAGGAUCGAUUCUGGGAGAAGAGAGUGGAAGACCUGGCUAACAAGAAAACGCCUGAAGAUAUAAGGAAGUUUGACUCUUUUGGGGUUGCAAGAACUGCUGUUAAAACAAUCGGCGAAUUUAACGAGCAAGACCAACUCCUGACUCAGGUGGAAUAUACAAACGUACGUGAUUAUCUGUUGACCGUAAUAUGCAUCAACAACGGAAGCAGGUCGGGUUCAUUGGCGAAUAUGACCUUAGAAGAAUUCAAACAAGCGACCAUGGAAGAGGGUUGUUAUGUCGUUCGUGUUAAAAAACAUAAAACAUUCACCACCCAUGGCCCGGUCAAUGUUGUGUUGCAUCCAACGUUACAUAAAUACGUUGAAAUCUUUAUUUCAAAGAUGAGAAACUGUCUUCCAGAUACAAAUUUGGAUACAAAGGAAACUGUUUUUUUAAACUGGAAAGGAUGUGAAAUGUAUUCAUCCCAUGUCGGUUCACAAAUUGGGUCGUGUUGGGGAAAGGAAGCCUCGACUGGCGGUGCUACAUCUUUCCGAAAAGCAGCUGUUUCAGCUGUCCACGAGACCAACAAAGAAAUAAGAGGUGACUUGGCAAAUCUUAUGGUGCAUAAUAGAGCCACUGCUGACAAAUAUUACCUCCUUGAGGACAAGGGCAAAACAGCUGUAAGAACCUCCAAGGAACUCUCCCGAAUUAUGCGAGAUGCCCAUUGCACGAAAACGCGAAACUAUACGUCAGGAGAACCAUCAACCUCCAGUUGUGUACAGGUAGCAGUUGUAACCCAUAGACACAAGUGGAAAAAAGACGAAAGUGCCGCAGUAGCAACUCUAUUCGCCACGAACAUCCAAAAUCACUCAAUUUCCCUGGAAGAAGUAAGAAAUGUGUCCAAAGAUCAUGUAAUAUUAAGCAAAAUUUCCACUUCAAAAAUAAGGGACAAAAGAAGAUCAUUGUUCACGCAAAAUGACCCUGAUGACCCUGAAGAACUCCCUUCACUUCCAAAGGAGUGUGAGACGCCUGAAGAACGAUUGGAAAGAUUUGGAAUUCCUCCUGCUGCUGGUAAGUAAAAAGUUGUUCUUCUAAUUUUUUUAUUUCUUGCUAAUAUUUUCCCAAAGACUAAAAAAAAAAACAGAACUGUAUUUAUGAUCGUGUUUGGUAACGAAGUUGCAGUAAGUGUCAUGAUGGAAGUACAAUAAACUGUUUUGUCCAGGUUUGGGCAUAACUGAUUUUUGGUCGUUUUCCAUCUUUGACUUGCAGUAUAUACCAAUUUGUUUGUUUGCUGUAGCAUUGCUAUUGAUUCGGCACGAAAGAAAUACUAACCUACUAACUACUACAGAUUAACCGUAACUCGUUUACAUCUUUCAAACGUUGAGGCUUAACUCGAAGAACAAAAUGUUUGACUUUGCUCGAGUUAAGCCCCUAUAUUUUCUAGAGGGCUUAACUGGAAGUACCUAACUCCAGUUAUGCACUUCAAGUUAAGCCCUCAACGGAAAUGGGUGUGGUAUGGGAGGUCGGGAAUCUUCGAGUUAAGCCCUUCGAGUUAAGCCCCUCGAGUUAAGCCCUUUUCGAGUUAAGCCCCGACCACGCCCUUUUUCAAAAAGGGCUUAACUCGAAGAACGAAACACGAUUUGGGUUAUUCAAGUUAAGCCCCGGGGCUUAACCCGAAGUUUGACAAAAAAGUUGUUGCUCGAGUUAAGCCCCGACUUUUGAAGUAUGUCAACGAGUGCAAUAUUAAAUUGUCAAAUUUUCAAUACAAAAAAGCCAAAGCACAGAAAGUUUCCCAAAAAGAACUUAUAUAUCGCUAAUGUAAUACGAUUAUCAAAAACAAACACAACUAUUAUCGUAUUUUAGGUAUAUUUUGGGUUUUUCAUAUUAAUUUAAUAACAGGUAAUUACUUUUAAUUUAGUGAAUCGUUUAUCCACAACAAAACAAGACAAUAUUUUAAUUAUAAAGUAGAUAGAAUCCUAACUCGUUCCUUUUGCUAAUAAAAUUACGUACUGUACAUGUGCGUAUGAGGCGUGAAUCUCUGCAUGGGCGCAAGUUGUCAAAGACAGAUCAUUCUAUACCGAAAUUCCUUCCCUUUCCUCUCUUUUUCUUUAGUUAUUACGUGCUGUCAUUUUCGAUCAUUUUCUUAAUAGAUUAGUUUUGUUCAAGGUGAUGGGAGAAGGUUGUACCUUUUUUGUUACAGUCAAACUGUUAAUUUGUCGAUAUUGUGCACAUUCAAACAAAAGGAACGAGUUAGGAUUCUAUCUACUUUAUAAUUAAAAUAUUGUUUUGUUGUUUUGUUGUGGAUAAACGAUCCACUAAAAGUAAUUACCUGUUGAGUGUUGUUAAAUUUAAUAUUAAUUUAAAUAUGAAAAACCUAAAAUAUUGUUAACGAUAAUAGUUGUGAUUGUUUUAGAUAAUCGUAUUACAUUAGCGAUAUACAAGUUCUUUUUGGGAAAAUUUCUGUGCUUUGCCUUUGGCUUUUUUGUAUUGAAAAUUUGACAAUUUAAUAAUGCACUCGUUGACAUACUUCAAAAGUCGGGGCUUAACUCGAGCAACAACUUUUUUGUCAAACUUCGAGUUAAGCCCCGGGGCUUAACUCGAAUGACCCAAAUCGUGUUUCGUUCUUCGAGUUAAGCCAUUUUGGAAAAAGGGCGUGGUCAUGGCAAAACAGGGCGUGGCCGGGUCUUAACUCGAAAAGGGCUUAACUCGAGGGGCUUAACUCGAGGGGCUUAACUCGAAGAUUCCCGAUCUCUGGUAUAGGCUUCGAGUUAAGCCCUUCGAGUUAUGCCCUCCGAGUUAAGCCCUUUUCGAGUUAAGCCCCUGCCACGCCCUUUUUUGCCGGGGGCUUAACUGGAGUCAAGCCCCGACAUUUGGUGGAUGUAAACAAGUGACGUGUGUAUACUUGCACGAAUAUUGGCAAAUAUAUGUAAGGAGGGAGAAUGUAAAAUUUCAGCAAUUUUAAGAAAUAUAUUUCACUUAGAUCUCUGUUGCUUUGCCUACAAUUUUAUACAGACAAUGACAUCGUGAAACGAGAGAGCUCAAUAAGGAUUUGUAAACAACAGGCUCAUUCAGGGCAGCAAUUACGGAUUUAAAAACUAAGUAAUAUAUAGCGGAACCUGCAGAACGAAAAUCAUAGGCAUGUUCAUAUGGAGGCGAGCUACCUUUCUAUGAUAUAUCUCUUCUCCGAAGUAGAGGACAUGAAUACUACAGCGUGACAUCAUACUGAAUUGUUUUGUUAGAAAAUGGUUUUACUAGCUAGAACUUCAUUCUUGAUCAUUCUGAUUUCUGAGAAUAUCCAAAUAGUACACAUAAUCAUGAUAUUUUAGUUUCGUUUGCCGUUGUUGUGAUUCGGUUAUUUGCCGUUGGUAAUUAGUGGAAAUAUUUGUAUCAGUUAUCCACUUACAAUAGUUUGAAUUUCUUCGUCUCUGUUCUCUCUCUGAUGGGUUCUUGGCAAGAUGAGUCACUCGCUUGUGUCAUGUAAAUAGUCACCGGAAUACUAUAUAGUUUAUAGUAACAAGUUUACAUAAUCUAGCCCUAGAUCGUGUCGUUGCCGAGCAAAUCGGUUGGAAAGGUAGCUCACCUCCAUAUGAACAUGCCUAAGAUUUGCUUUCUGCAAGUGGCGCUAUAGCCUAUAUAUUAUUUAUUUUUUAAAGCCGUAAUUGCCGUCCUUAAUGAGCUGUUGUUUACAAAUCCUUAUUGAGAUCUCUCAUUUCACGAUAUCAUUGUCUGUAUAAAACUGUAGGCAAAACAGCAGAGAUCUAAGUAAAAUAUAUUUCUUAAAAUUGCUGAAUUUUUACAUUCUCCCUCCUGACAUAUAUUUGCCAAUAUUUUUGCGAGUAUGCACCACACGCGUCACUUGUUUACAUCCACCAAAUGUCGGGGCUUAACACGAAUGCUUAAUUUAAAUCGUUAAUUGACUUCCAGUUAAGCCCCCGGCAAAAAAGUGCGUGGCAGGGGCUUAACUCAAAAAGGGCUUAACUCGAAAAAUACCUACUCCGGUAUGGGAGUGUUGGGGGCUUAACUCGAAAGGGCGUGGUCGGGACUUAACUCGAAGGGCUUAACUCGAGGGUCUUAACUCGAAGAUUUGCUACCCCAUGGAUAAACCUAGAUAAUGCUUCGAGUAAAAAAUUCAGUAUAUUAUGAUGUGUGAGUUGCUAUUGAAAAGCUGUGGUACAGUAUUUCAUUGUCACAGUACACUACUAAGUACAUUAUACAAAUAAUGAAUGUUUAUGAGUGCCAAUGGUAAAUAUAUUUUCAUAAGGUGAAAGAUGGAAUUUUCCUUUCCACGAGACGACAGCUCGGUGGGAUGGAAAAUUCCAUCUUUCACCGAAUAGAAAGUAGAUCGUGAAAAUAGAUCGAUUUUAUCGAAUUUUUAAGUGAAUUAGAUACAAAACAAAUACAUACCUUGUUCAAAAAUAAUUAAAAUCCAACAAAUGUUGAAGAUCCAAGCUUAAGGAUCGAGAGCUUUGCAAUAAUAAAUUUAUGUGGUGAUUCCACAAAACUAAACUUAUAUUGUUGUUCACCAUGCAAAGCUACAAGGAACUUAAAUAUAUACCUUAUUCAAAAAUAAUUAAAAUCCAACAAAAAGUGCCAACAAGGGGCCGUGGGCCAUUGUGCGAAAAAGUGCUUAGAAAAGCAAUUUCGUUGCAGCCCCCUGGGGAAUACAUUUUCUGUGGUUCAAUGCAUAGUACCAUAGAUGCUCAAUUACCACAAAAAGUUCCCAAGCAAAAAACCUGCCAAACCCCGAGAAAAUUGGCAAUCGGUGUUUAUCCUCUAUUAAAUUGUAUUACAGCAAGAAAAUGUGAAAUUUUAUAUUCAAUUACAUGAAAAAUGACUUGCAUCAUCAGAAAGCUUACAAAAAUCUACGUUUCGGACAUUUAAACAGUUUUUUCUAUAUCUCAAAUUGUUUUUGAGUUUUACGCUGUCAAUAACGCGUUUUUGACCCAGUACCCAGUCCUUAUUGCAACAUUUUGGUCCAAUUUUCACAUUUAAAACAGCAAUAACUCAAAGACUACUUGAUCAAAAAACUGUUUAAAAGUCUUAUAUGCCGGUUUUUGUAAGCUUUCUGUUGACGCAAGUAAUUUUUGUUGUAAUUGAAUACAAAAUUUCACAUUUUCUUGCUGUAAUACAAUUUAAUAGAGGAUAAUCACUGAUCACCCAUUUUCUCGGUGUUUGGCAACUUUUUUGCUUGGGAACUUUUUGUGGUAAUUGAGCAUCUAUGGUAUACUAUGCAUUUAACCACAGAAAAUUUAUUCCCCAGGGGGUUGCCACAAAGCGAAAUAAUUUUGGCCAACGGCCCACGUAAAAGUUAUCAUUAAAAUAUUUUGUUUUUAUACCCGAUAUUUUGUUUCGUACGAGUGAUGUACUUGAAUUUAAUUCCAGCAGUUUCAAUAUGAAAGUUAUAGUUACAGUAGUUGAGCUACGAUUACGACACGAAUAGGAUUUUUAAUUUAAUGCAACCUAUCGUUAAUAGUACAAAAACUAUUGUAUGGCUGGAGCGUGCAAUAGUUCUUGCACUAUUAAAUGGUAGGGAAAUGGGAACUUUAAUUCCACAUCACGUGAUCAUAAGCAGCAAAUUAAAUGACCAGAAUUUAAUGAGGUGUGAUAUAAAGAGUAUUAUUUUGAAAUUUUAGGUUUACGUGGAAAUGGGCAUCAUAAUGUUACCAACGUUGAUGAUACCAAUGGUGAUAAUACCAAUGGUAAAGAUAAAAACGGCGAUGAUGACAAGGAGGAUGACAAUGAUGGUGAUGACAAUGAUGAUCAUGACAACGAUGAUCAUGACAAGGAUGAUCAUGGUAAGGAUGAUGAUUACAACGGCGAUGAUGCCAACGAUGAUGAUGACAACAGUGAUGAUAGCAGCAGUUGUAACAAGAACGGCAAUAGCAACGGCGGUCCAGUCCAGAGGCAUAAAAUUCCGUCAGUUGUGCCUGGAUCGACAACAUCAAAUGCAUCGGGGAAGUCAAAAUUGUUUACAUCCGAAGAGAAUGCUGAAUUCCAAAAUCUGUUCAAAGAUUUAAUUAAUUCAAAGAAACAAAUUUUGAGCAGCUUGAUUGUUUCCAGACUGAAUGGAAAUUCAAAAUUGGCCCAUUUGGUGGAAAAAUGUUCGAAGCAGCAGCUUGCAGAUAAAGUUCGCACUGAAAGAAAAAUUGCUGCAAGUCACAGAGGAAAAACACGAUAA